Molecule: messenger RNA, 6217 nt
Organism: Coregonus sp. 'balchen'
Lineage: Eukaryota; Metazoa; Chordata; Actinopteri; Salmoniformes; Salmonidae
Source: the annotation of a GenBank genome assembly
GUUCCCUAUGUGAAAGUGGCCCCUGAGGACAUUCUGAAGGUUCAGUUCCCCCGCUUCACCACCCUGGACCUGCGCCCCACCAACACAGACAUCAGCCUGGCCGUGGCUGGCCUGCUCACCUUUUUCAACAGCACCACAGCCUGCCUCAUCUGUGCCCAGGCCGACUGUGAGUGGUUCACGCACCACUUCCUCUUUGUUGCCAUUUGUACCAUAUACAGUACCAGUCAAAAGUUUGGACACACCUACUCAUUGAACGGUUUUUCUUUAUUUUUACUAUUUUCUACAUUGUAGAAUAAUAGUUACGAUAUUAAAACUAUGAAAUAACACAAAUGGAAUAAUUUAGUAACCGAAAAAAGUGUUAAACAAAUCAUAAUAUAUUUUAUAUUAGAGAUUCUUCAAAUUAGCCACCCUUAGCCUUGAUGACAGCUUUGCACACUCUUGGCAUUCUCUCAACCAGCUUCACCUGGAAUGCUUUUCCAACAGUCUUGAAGAAGUUCCCACAUAUGCUGAGCACUUGUUGGCUGAUUUUCCUUCACUCUGCGGUCCAACUCAUCCCAAACCAUCUCCAUUGGGUUGAGGUCGGGUGAUUGUGGAGGCCAGGUCAUCUGUUGCAUCACUCCAUCACUCUCCUUCUUGGUCAAAUAGCCCUUACACAGCCUGGAGGUGUGUUGGGUCAUUGUCCUGUUGAAAAACAAAUGAUAGUCCCACUAAGCGUAAACUAGAUGGGACUCUGUUGGACUCAUCAGACCAAAGGACAGAUUUAUACCUGUCUAAUGUCCAUUGCCACUUUUUUCAUUACUACAUGAUUCCAUAUGUGUUAUUUCAUAGUUUUGAUGUCUUCAUUAUUAUUCUACAAUGUAGAAAAUAGUUUUAAAAAAUAAAGAAAAACCCUGGAAUGAGUAGGUGUCCAAACUUUUGACUGGUACUGUACACACAUUCCAUUCCAUGCACACACACACACGCACACACGCACAUGCACACGCACAUGCACACGCACAUGCACAUACACACACACACACUGUGGUUUUGGGAUACAGUGCAUUCUAACAGCUAACCCACUGACACAAACACACCCUUUUGAAGAUGCAGAAUCACCCUGCAGUUGAUACACCCACACAGAAGCCUAUGUAUAACCCAAAUGCAUUUACUCUUGCGUAAUUCUUCCUCCCCACAAUGCAUCAUCAUCUAGUAAAACGUUGGCAAAUGACUUUGCUUUUCACAUAGGCCAUUAAUGCAUCUUCCUCUUUUAUUCCAUUGACAUUCUUGUGUGAUGUCGCAUACACUUAUCAUCAAACACCUCCCUCCCUGAGAUGAUAAUGUCGUUUCUGACCUUAAAAAGAGAAAUUCAUGAAAAUACCCAGUAUGGAUCCAUGAUCAAACUGCCAGACUCAAAGACGUCAAAGACAAAGCAAAACAAAGUAUGAAAUAAUGGAAGAUUAAAUCCCAGUCUGUUUCCACCCUUCUCUGUACAGGAAUCAGUAAUUACAAGUACCCGUACAAAGUCACAUUGACCCCAUCUGCUACAGGCCAACUUUCCCCUUAAUCAGCUUAGGGCUUUGAAGUGUGGCAGGCUGGAUUUUAGCUCUCGAUUAAAACUGAGGUGCUCUCAGCUGGCACAACCCCCCCCAACCCACCCUCUCCCCACCAUCACCCCCACCCCUCACACAACUCUCCCAACCAACUUCAGAAAAUAAUGGUUGACAUUUAUACCCGGACAAGCCAGUUCGACUGAGGUGUUACCCGAGAAACAGAGAUAACAAGGAAGAAAAGUGGGAGGGGAAAAAAAGCCCACCAACAGCAAAAAGACCAUAGUGACUCAGAACUGCCUGGACUGAUUCUUGACAAUGACUGCCAGCGUCAAAACUAGCUAAUUAGUUGUUAUUUUCCACUUGGGUGUUUAUGCGUGUUGCUAUCGUUUAGCGGAGAGCUCAUCAAACAAUUUUGGUAAUUAGCCCACAGACACAUGACAGUUCCGUGCCUCGCAAGAGUUAUGAAAUGCUGUGAAAUAUCGACAUAUCCAUAAAAGGGCCGCAAUCUCACCAUCAACAAGCUGUGUGAGAGAAAAACCUCAAACUUUAUAAUGGCAGUUUCCUUUUUAUAUGGCUCUGUACGAGCUCCUGUCUGUGUCAAUGUGGGCUAAAGGGAAUCGAUAAGGCUGCUGAGGGGGAGCAUGGCCCUUCCCUUCCUUGACAGCGAGGAGGAUGCCAGUCACUGAGGGAGGGGAAUCUAACCUUACUACUGGAAUUGCACAUGGGAGCGGAGGGAGAGGUUGUCUGGAAAUGACACGGGCUGUAGUGAUUGCCCUGCCAUGUGACCCCUUCCGCAGCACUACGGUAAAAUACCAGUGACGGCUUGGGCUGUUGCAGCAGUAGCAGUAUCCGCGGUAGCGUUAGCUGGCUGGCAGGCAGAGGCUCCACGACGGUCGGCACUGGCCUCAUUAAUCACAGCGGCCGGUGACAGUCUAACAGACCGUGGCCGAGUCAUAAAUAUUUCCCAGCCUGCCCCUGGCUUCCUGGCUUAGAGAGUGAGAGAGAAAGAGAGAGAGGGGCAGGAGUGGAAGGAGUGUGGAGUUAGCGCAAAGAAGGACACCCAUUCAUCUGGCUAACCUGCCUACCGCUAUCGAUGGCCGUGUGGUUGUGUGUGCAAUCACCGCACUCAUGGAGUAGUACAGUAGGACAUAGAGAACCUAGCCACAGGGGUGGAGGAGGACUGUGUGGGAGAGUGGAGCGCUUUGUUAACAGGGAGAUUAGUGCAUGGGAGGUCAGCUGGCGGGCAGCAGGGGGGUGGGAGGGGACAGAUCACCCACACUCUACUUCUGGGGGACUGGCUCAGACAAGACCAGCGGGGACGGGGGGUGGGGGGCAUCCUGGUCAACCCAACAUCUUAUGUUAUGAAUCCGCUAUCACCUAACGUAGCAUUUUAUCGUCUGAAUUGAAUGAGCUGGAAGUAAGGCAAAUAGUACCCUUCGAAUGUAAAACCCCUUAAAUGACUUCUCUGAUGACAUGCACCUUAGCAACCAACUCCCUAAGUUUUUUAUUGAGAGAAGUUAGACUCAUCCAAAUGUUUUAAAGGCACACACACACACGCCAAAAUUCUGGGCUUUCUCCACCUGUCAAGGUAGACGUUUAUGUCUCCUUGGAGCGGAACAAUUAUAGGAUAUGCUUGCUCAACGAUUAGACUCUCUGCUCUGAAAAUGUCAUGAGUAAUCUGUAAUUAAAGUUGAUCAAGUAAAAUAAUGUCUCUCUGUCUCCGGAGAGAGCUGGAUGAAUAAACUCUGUGGGUAGACGGACCGGUUAACUGGGGUGAUGAAGUGAUUUAGCCAGUACCGGCGAUGACUUGUUGUUGUUUGUUGUCUGGGGAUCAAACUGAGAAAUCCUCCCGACGUGAUGACAUUUAGAGAAAGUUUCAAUACGGAUUAUGAUAUAUUUACAGCUCCAGUAACAGCAGACAUCAGCCCACCGUAAUUCUCCCCAUCAGAAUGAAUAGUUGCUGUGCCGUCAGUUCUGGUGCACUGCCUCCCUACUGAAAGACAGCAGUGAGGGAGGAAACUGUGGAGGAAAUAUGGCUCCACCAAAGGCUCUAACAAGAGGGAUGAGAGGGAGCUUCCUCCAUUGGCUCUCCCUGGAUUUCCUUCUACGUUUCCCCUUCCUUUCCCCUGACCGAAGACAUUAAGUUUGAUGCGAUACGCGGCGUAAUGGGAUUUUGAUGUGUGGUGCUGGGGGGGAGGGUGGGUGGGGGGGUGGGGGGGGUUGGUUCUCGCCUUGGUGCCUAAUGAGAACAAAGCAGAGGAGAGCCAUGGUCAGCUGUCUGCUCAUCUACCAGGAUGAAAUAUGGAAGAAAGUUCCCUUUCAACAGGGAAAGAUGAGAAAGGAUCACUCAGACCCACAACGUCCCAAAUGCCCUGCCCUUGCCCAGUAACGAGUUCUAGUGACACGCUGAACUGUUUAUAUAAGAGAGAGUGAUAGACUAUCGACUUUUUGAUCUGUGUGGUUAUAUUCAGGUUAGGGUAAGUUAAUGUACUGACACUCUACGAAUGCCUAGACAUUAGGAACUGUCCUAUCCCAAGCACUCCAGUUAAUGAAUGCUGCUGGUCUGGAGGGAAAACUACAUUGAAGUAAUUUAACUCUCUUCCAUCUGCCCGUCAAUCGAUUCAAUCACCCGAUUUAUCAUGGUCAUUCAGGUUCGGGCCUGUUUAAAAAGUAUAUCCAUCUUUUACUUUGAAAUGCCAUGAAAUUCUGUAGACUGCACCCAUUUGGUUGUACAGUACAGAGUCCAGCAGCCCAGUCCAACAGACUAGUGUGCAGCCAAGUUGGGUGCUGUGUUGACACUGGCAUGGACCUGUCAUUGGUCCUGGCUGAGCAGUGUAUUUGCAUAGAGGCACUGUGUGCAGGAAGGUAAAUGAGAGUGGGGGCUUUGUGAGAGCCCAGUGAAAUGUGACGGUCUGUGAAAGGGGGAAAUGACUGGCUGCCCAGACUGAGUGGCAGGCCCUACCUUUAUCUGUCUGCCUGAAAGGCAGCAUCAGGCAGUGCUACAGUAUGUGUGGCCCAUGCCAAUGAGGCACCUACAACAUUGCAGCAUCACACACCAACUACUGCAGGCAGCAGCAGCACAGCCUCCACAAAGAAAACAGGCUUCACACAUCUCUAUCAUUCAACGGUCUCCCUUUUUCCACGACUAACCGAGAAAACAGUGCCUCCCUGUUUUAGCAUUAUGCUGUUAUUUUUCAUUAGCAUGGGUUCAAAAGCCUGAAACGUGGAAGCGACAUAGCUGCCAGAAUAGAUGCAACAAAUGUCAGGGCUCAAAAGAGAUUGUGAAAUGAAGACGUCACGUAGAUACUCCAUUUUUAUUUCUGUUGCUUUGAAUCAUGCACAGCCUAGACACCAAAUGGAUCUCUCCUGAGAUUUCUUCCCCACUGGUUGAAUGCCAGGGAAUGACAGGAGAACCAACUCCUGCUGUGAACACUGAGCAGCGCAGUGUGCUGUCUAAUGUAAUGGACUAAAUGUGAAAUUGCAAGCAGGCAAUGGAGACUGAGCAGGUUUUUAAGCAUCAUCACUGAUAUGCUGAGUAACUCAACAGGUAACGGAGCUGACAGUCUCGGAGCGGACAGGCAUCAUUGCUGAUGACGUGUGUUUCUAGGAGAGACAAACCGUUAAAGGCAUUAGGAUUCGAUGAGUUAGAACACGUAGUGCCUUAGGAACAGCUGUUGCUGCUACUGCAUGUAACCAAAGAAAUAAAACAAUUAUUCUAUGUAAAUGGAUUCUACUAUGAUCAAUGCUGGUCUAAGUUGUAUUGUAAUCUACUGAAUGUCCUGACACCUAUGAAUGUAUAGUUUCAGUAAAGUGCCACUGGAAACCUAAAAGGGAUAAAAGAAACAAAGGAAUUCUAUCAAAAUUAAGGCUUAGUCUCUGUUGUAUUGUAAUUGUAUUACAAGUUCAGUAAAGUGCCACUGGAAACAUAUUCAUUACGUCACUUAUAAUUAACCCAUAUCCAAUGUCUUUGAAGCGGUUCUGGGAAGUAAAUGCUGGAGGUGGUGUUUAAAUAUUAUUAUUUUUUACUUUACAAUUAGCUGUAAUUACAGGUCAUCAGUUAAAUUAUUUUAGGUGGGAAGGAUUUUAAUGACGGUGUUAUUGACAAACAACGCAUAAAAAUUGACUUUUUGUUUAUCGAUCGAAAAAAGAACAUUUUCACGUCUCAUCGGGGACGGGUCCAAAAUAGCGAUUCACUGUUAUUUUUAUGAAUAUGGUGUUUCUCACACAAAAUGACGUCUUUGUAUUUUUUUAUUGUCAGUGGUUGUUCUCAGAAAUGUGACUUUAAUACCCAGAAAUUCAUCACAGAUUACCUUUAGGAGAUUAAUUGUGUACCAGCUCAUAAUAAUAUCACCGUCUUCAUCCCUGUCCCAACAGGCUUAUUAAAUCUGGAGAGACUGCUACGCCAGUUCCUCAUCUCCAAGGAGACCCUAUCGGUUCGCAUGCUGGAUGACAGCCAGGAUCCCACACCCCUUCUCAAGGAGAUUCGCGAUGACAAGACUGCCACCAUCAUUGUGGACGCUAACGCAACAAUGUCCCACAUAAUUUUGGAAAGGGUGAGUCUGUCUGUCAUACGAUUUACAGUGAGCUCUUUCCCAAUGUUCUUAGACAUCUCAGCAGUAGCUGAUGAUGAUACAACUUUUAAUAGAUCUAUAUGUCGAUGCCAAGAUAAAGUUCAGGAUCAAGGUUGA